GUCAGACAAGUUCCAGACGGAUGAGGCGGCGUGCCUGAUUUCCGAAGUGAUUCGUUUGUAUGAACCCACGAGCCAAAGGCGUCUACAGCCACACGUCAGUAUUGAUCCGGACAGGUGGUCUGUGCAGCCGACAGUGUUUUGAUGACAUUCAUCAGCAUUAUUAGCUAAGUUAAUUAGCCGGCUAGUUCGGAGAAGCACGUCGUUAACACCGGGCCGCAUCAUCUGUGGACAAUGAAGAAGGUUGCUCUGCUGCUGAUUGUUUUGCUCGGCGUUGCACAUUUUGCAACUGUUAUCAGAUGUGAAGAUGAUGUUACAGAGGAGAAGGAGGAGACUGAUGAAGAGGACAGUGAUGAUGAUGAGGAGGAGGAUGAUGAUGACGACACAGAGGUGAAAGAAGAUAACGGAGUGCUGGUUCUCACCGACAGCAACUUUGACCCUUUCAUGCAGGGCAAAGACACAGUUCUGGUUGAGUUUUAUGCCCCAUGGUGUGGCCACUGCAAACAGUUUGCCCCAGAGUAUGAAAAAAUUGCUCAGACUCUCAAGGAGAACGACCCUCCUAUACCUGUGGCCAAAGUGGACGCAACAGUAGCCACUGAGUUAGCGAACAAGUUUGAAGUGUCCGGUUAUCCCACCAUCAAGAUCCUGAAAAAUGGGGAACCUGUGGACUAUGAUGGAGAAAGGACAGAGAAGGCUAUUGUGGCCCGGGUGAAAGAGGUGGCUAAACCAGAUUGGAAGCCCCCUCCUGAGGCGACGCUGGUGCUGACCAAGGACAACUUUGAUGAGACCGUUAACAACGCGGACAUCAUCCUGGUGGAGUUCUACGCUCCAUGGUGCGGACACUGUAAGCGUUUGGCUCCAGAGUACGAGAAAGCAGCCAAGGAGUUGAGCCAGCGCUCUCCUCCCAUUCCUCUGGCCAAGGUGGACGGCACUGUGGAGAGUGAGAUCGCCUCACGUUUUGAAGUUACAGGCUAUCCCACCCUCAAGAUCUUCAGGAAAGGCAAGGUGUUCGACUACAAUGGACCCAGAGAGCAGCACGGUAGGUCACUUAUACUAUGGACACUAAUACAGGUCUUUCAGGUCUAUCCUUGCUGUUUUCUAUGUAUGCAGGCCUGUAUGCAGACAUUCUAUUUUUGUUCAGCCAUCACAAUUGAUCCAGUUUCCACUUUCCCUGUAGGCAUUGUUGACUACAUGGGUGAGCAGGCAGGGCCUCCCUCCAAGCAGGUCCAGGCAGUAAAACAGGUACAGGAGCUCAUCAAGGAUGGCGACGAUGCUGUCAUAGUCGGUGUGUUCUCCAGUGAACAGGACGCAGGUUAUCAGAUCUACAUUGAGGCUUGUAAUGCACUGAGGGAAGACUUCACCUUCCGGCACUCCUUCAGCUCUGAAGUGAUCAAACUGCUCAAAGCUUCGCCCGGUCAGAUUGUCAUCGUUCACCCUGAAAAGUUCCGCUCCAAGUACGAGCCAACGUCACACACACUCGCAGUCAAGGACUCUACAUCGGUGUCAGAAGUGCAGGAGUUCUUCAAAAAGCAUGUGAUUCCUCUGGUGGGCCACAGAAAACCAAGCAAUGAUGCCAAGCGCUACGCCAGACGACCCCUGGUGGUUGUGUACUAUGGAGUUGACUUCAGCUUUGACUACAGGAAAGCUACGCAGUUCUGGAGGUCCAAGGUGCUUGAGGUGGCCAAGGACUUCCCAGAGUAUGCAUUUGCCAUCGCUGAUGAGGAGGACUUUGCAGAAGAGCUGAAGAGCCUGGGCCUGAGCGAGAGUGGAGAGGAAGUGAAUGUGGGAAUUCUGGCAGAUGGAGGCAAAAAGUUUGCCAUGGAGCCAGAGGAGUUUGACUCUGAGGUGCUGAGAGACUUUGUUAUGGCUUUCAAGAAAGGAAAGCUCAAACCCAUCAUCAAGUCCCAGCCAGUGCCAAAGAACAACAAAGGACCAGUUAAGGUUGUGGUAGGAAAGACCUUUGAUGAAAUAGUCAUGGAUACCCAGAAGGAUGUCCUGAUCGAGUUUUAUGCUCCCUGGUGUGGCCACUGUAAGAAAAUGGAGCCCGAUUAUUUGGCACUGGGCAAGAAGUACAAGGGGGAGAAGAACCUGGUGAUCGCCAAGAUGGACGCCACAGCAAACGAUGUGCCAAAUGAGAGCUACAAAAUGGAAGGUUUCCCUACAAUAUACUUUGCCCCAAGCAACAGCAAGCAGAGCCCCAUCAAAUUCGAAGGUGGAGACAGAACAGUAGACGGGCUCAGCAAGUUCUUGGAAAAGCACGCCACAAAGCUAUCACAGAAGAGAGACGAACUUUGAAAAUAUCUCCCUCGACAAGUAGCUAAGAACUCUUACCGUGCUCGGGCAGAGUCUUAGAGGACGCUGAGGCCUCUGGGAACGUGAAGGGAACGCAGUGGAGUUACUGAGUUGCUGUGAUGAUUAUAAUGUUCAAUCAUCUUUUUAGUUUCUGUUCAUUCCAAGAGAUUCCACUUUCUUCUGUUUCUAAAAGCAUGUAAGCACUGUUGAAGGUUUAAGUCUUUUUAAAUAAAACUUAAAAAUGAUGGCGGCUUUGUGGGCCAGCACUUAAA
Siniperca chuatsi (mandarin fish) is the source of this 2561-nucleotide messenger RNA. It is a transcript of the gene pdia4, whose product is annotated as protein disulfide isomerase family A, member 4. Gene Ontology annotation, cellular component: cell surface; endoplasmic reticulum lumen; endoplasmic reticulum. The coding region runs from base 232 to 2292 and encodes 686 amino acids. Gene Ontology annotation, molecular function: protein disulfide isomerase activity. Lineage: Eukaryota; Metazoa; Chordata; Actinopteri; Centrarchiformes; Sinipercidae. The transcript has 9 exons. The record is from RefSeq and is a predicted model, not a curated record. Gene Ontology annotation, biological process: response to endoplasmic reticulum stress; protein folding.